AUGUCGCCCUCCCCCAUGCGACUGCUGCUGCUGCUGCUGCUGUGGCUCUCAGUGUUGAUGCCCGGCCUGCUGGCCGCGGGAACGCCCAGCCGCAACGCCACCGACAUGGAGCUGCCCAAACAGCGAAUCGAGGCAGUCCGCGCCCCAAUCCUGCCCAAGGUGGGGCAGUCCCGCACCCUGAAUAAGAGGGAGGUGCUGCCCGGUUCAGUGCCAGGGGACACGCUAGUCCAGUACAACAAAACACAAGACCAGGUGGGCAGGAAGAGCGCCGAGGAGAAGCCCCAGCCCCAGGCUGUGUUUGACAUCUUCACUAAGUUCUUCCACAUGCUAAUGGUGGACAGCAACCAUGAAAUCUACAAAAAAUACAAAGAAAGCCGGCACAGUGUCUAUAUGCUCUUCAACACGUCAGAGCUCCGGCAAGUAGUGCCCCAGCCGGUAUUUCUGUCCCAGGCAGAGCUGCACCUGCAAGUGCUCAAGAUACAGAAGGAGCAGCAGGUGGAGCUGUACCAGAAAUACGACAAUUCCUGGCGCUACCUCAAGAGCUGGAAGCUGAACCCCAUAGACACAAAUGAAUGGUUGUCCUUCGAAGUCACCAGGAUUGUGCGGCAGUGGCUGAGACAUGGAGAGGAAAUAGAGGGCUUCCGCCUCAGCGCCCACUGCUCUUGUGACAACAAAAAUAAUGUCCUCCACAUGAACAUCAACGGGAUCAGUUCCAGCCGCCGAGGUAACCAUGCCGCCGCUCAUAGGAUGAACCGGCCCUUCCUGCUCCUUGUGGCUACCCCCCUGAAGAGGGCACUGCAGCUAUUUCGCGCCCAGCACGGCUGCUGGCCCAGAUGCAGCAAUGGCCAGACCUGAGGCAAGCUGAAGCGGGGCGAGAGCUCCAUCUGUCUCCCAUGUGGGUGUCAGGAUCCCAGCUGCUUUAGCCGGGGGCCGCUGCCUCCCAGGAUGUGCAUUAGCCGGAAGCUGGAACCAGAACUGGAACCUCAGCCCACUGAUGCGGGAGCGGACGUGCCACACAGUGCCUGAACCACCGUGCCAGUGCCCUGCCCUGGAAGAUUCUCGCUCUGUGGUUGGUUGAGGCCACGGGUGCAGACCCCUUGAAAGGGAGUUGGGGAGGGGCCGCACGAUCCCUGCACAUGGACGCGGGCCAGUGAGGCCACUCAGAGGCCCUCUUCACUUGGGUCCGGGCUGUGUCCUCUUUCACAGAGUCGCAGGACACUCGUGCCUGUCACCGUGUUUUUCUGUUUUGCUCAAAUGUAGCCUUUUGUUUGUUUUGACCAGUGGGAAAGUCUGCAUUUUCUUUUCUUUUCAAGUUUUAUUCAUUCAUUUGAAAGUCAGAGUUAGAGAUAUCUUCCAUCAGCUGGUUCACUCCCCCAAAUGGCCACACCAUUAAUGGCAGGAGCUGGGCCCAUCAGAAGCGAGGAGCCAGGAGCUUCAUCCCAGUCUCCCACAUGGGUGCAGGGGCCCAAGCACCUGGGCCAUACUCUGCUGCCUCCCCGGGCACAUCAACAGGGAGCUGGAUGGGAAAUGGAGCAGCCAGGACAUGAACUGGCACCCAUAUGGGAUGCCGGCACUGCAGGCAGAGGCUUAACCUACUAUACCACAGUGCUGGCCCCAUAGUCACCCUGUCACCCAGGCGCUCUGGCCCCUUCAGCUCUGAAUGCCUGUGCUGGCACAUAAAGCAGCCGGUGGCUCUGGGCAGUGAGAACUGGCCCUGGGCGGAGCCUGGCACAGAAACCUCUGAGUGCUUAAGGGUAGGCUCUGUUCUCUUAUUCUUUUAAGAUUUAUUUAUUGGUGCAGGCACUGAGGCCCAGGAGGUUAAGCUGCUGACGUCGGUGUAGGCAUCCGAAAUGGGUGCUGGGUGGAGUCCUGGCUGCUCCACUUCAGCUCCAGCUGCCUCCUUGUGAGCCUGGGAGGGCAGCAGAGAACUGUCCCUGGGAGCCCUGGAUGAAGCUCCUGGCUCCUGGCUUGGACUGGGACCAGUGCCGGCUGUUGUACCAUUUUGGGAUCUCUCCCUCUCUCUCUCUUUCAAAUAAAUAAAUAAAUAAAACUUUUAAAAAUAAUUUUAUUCAUUUAUUUGAGAGGUACAGUUACAGAAAGAAAGGAGAGAGGUCUUCCAUCGACUGGUUACUCCCCAAAUGGCCGCAUGGCCAGGCCUGGGUCAGGCUGAAGCCAGGAGCCAGGAGCUUUUUCUGAGUCUCCUACGUGGGUGCAGGGGCCCAAGAACUUGGGCCAUCCUCUGCCGCUUUCUCUGGCCAUUAGCAGGAAGCUGGAUCAGAAGUAUAGCAGCCAGGACUUGAAGUGGCACUCAUGGGAUUUCAGCGUCCCAGGUGGCUUAACCGGCUAUGCCACAGUGCAGGGACCCAUUUUUAUGUUUUAAUUUUUUUUAUUUUGAAAGUUAGAGUUACACAGAGCAAGGAGAGGCAGAAGAGGGAGAGGUCUUCCAUCAGCUGGUUCACUCUCCAAUUGCCUGCAACAGCUGGCGCUGUGCCGAUACAAGGCCAGGAGGCAGGAGCUUCUCCCAGGUCUCCCAUGUGGGUGCAGGGCCCCAAGCACUUGGGCCAUCUUUUACUGCUUUCCCAGGCCAUAGCAGAGAGCUGGGUUGGAAGAGGAGCAGCUGGGAAUAGAACCAGUGCCCAUAUGGGAUGCUGGCGCUUCAGGCCAGGGCCUUAACCUGCUGCGCCACAGUGCCGACCCCCCAUCCAUUUUUAUAUACUUAAUGUUUAUAUAAAGUAUACAUACAUACAUAAACAUUAC
Messenger RNA from Lepus europaeus (European hare), 2757 nucleotides. RefSeq names its product transforming growth factor beta-1 proprotein-like. Gene Ontology annotation, biological process: SMAD protein signal transduction; BMP signaling pathway; regulation of cell population proliferation. The record is from RefSeq and is a predicted model, not a curated record. Gene Ontology annotation, cellular component: extracellular region. Gene Ontology annotation, molecular function: type II transforming growth factor beta receptor binding; cytokine activity; type III transforming growth factor beta receptor binding. The transcript is spliced from 6 exons. Lineage: Eukaryota; Metazoa; Chordata; Mammalia; Lagomorpha; Leporidae. The coding region runs from base 1 to 855 and encodes 284 amino acids.